AUGACAAUCGGCGAACCACCAACGACAUCGUGUCCAGCUAUGACUGCGGCUGCCCCUACCGACUCAUCUACGAUACCUAAUCCAUACCCCGGGAAUGAACAACCUCAAUCACCUGGUUCAAGCAACUCUGAUGAUGCGAACAACGAUCCCUUCACAUAUGCUUCUACUGCCGUAGCUACGCCCAUGGACCGGUCAGAAGCUGCAACUCGCGUCAACUCGAUCGAUGUCGAGCGUGUCCUUCAGAAGCUCCACAACCAGGUCGAGAAGGGUGACACCACCGCCAUUGCCGAAUUUGAAAAGCUCGCCCACCUUCAUCAGCUGCCUCUGCACGAGCAUCAUAAACUUCAUUUGCACUAUCCUCACCUCCACAACCUGCUUCAUUCUCACAAGGCCGAAGAUGAAGAGCAUGCAUGGGACAGCAUCGCAUUGGAAGAGGGCAGCAGCUCUUCGGCGUCUGGCAAUGCAGAGAAAGCACAAAGAUCCAGCAAUGACGAAGGAGAGAAGGUUCCGCUGGUCAUUCUCUCAGACGAAGAGAACCCACAGAAUUGGAGCAUCCGCCACAAGUGGACUGUCACAGCUCUUGUGUCCUGUCUCUAUUUCAACGCUACCAUCACUUCCUCUAUCGGUACUGGCGCUACCUCUCAGUACAUGUACCAAUACUCGAUAUCGCAGGAAGUGUCCGCCCUCGUCCUAUCUAUUUACAUGGUGGGCUUCUGCAUCGGCCCUCCCCUCUGGGCUCCCCUCUCUGAGUUGUACGGCCGUCUCGUCGUUAAUUAUCUCUCCGUUUCCGGCUACUUCUUUUUCAACAUCGGAUGUGCGCUUGCACCCAACAUUCGCACCCUGCUUGUUUGCCGAUUCUUUGUUGGACUCUUUGCUGCUGCGCCACAGGCCAAUUCGGGUGGCAUAAUUUCGGAUAUUUGGCUGCCCAAAGUUAGGUUGUGGCCCAUGUUCACAUAUUCACUCGCGGCUUUCAUGGGUCCCACGCUGGGUCCGUUGGCCGGCGGAUUUCUUGCAGGAAGCGACAUCGAGUCCGAGAGAUGGAGAUGGAUCUACUGGAUGUUAUGCAUGCUCUCGGCUGUCUCGAUGGCGUUGGUGGUUGUCAUCCAGAAAGAAUCUUACCCACCAGUCUUACUCAAGCAGAAAGCGAAAAGGUCGCGCAAGGAGACGGGUCGAAACGACAUGUUGGCACCAGGCGAGUCGUUGCGCGAGGAUGGAACUCUCGCACCCGUUCCUUGGUCCGAGAUCCUGUGUGUCCACAUUGGUCGACCAUUCCGUAUGCUCCUCACCGAAGCGCCUUUGAUGUAUGCGACACUCUGGACGUCCUUCUGCUAUGCGGUCAUCUUCAUUUUUUUCGAGGCCUAUCCAGUCGUCUUCAACGGCACCUACGGAUUCAAUGCUGGCGAAGUCGGUCUUGCGUUCCUUGCCAUUGGAUCGGGCAUUGCCAUCUCAACUCCCAUUAUAGGCUACUUCAACAAGCGUUCCAUCGCAGCCCGCGUCGCAGCAGGCGGUAAACCAGUUCCCGAAUCUCGGCUGCCACAAGUCGCUCUCUCAGCACCACUCUUCGCCAUCGGCUUCUUCUGGUUCGGUUGGACUGCUCGACCUUCCAUCCACUACAUGGUCCCGAUACUUGCCGGCUUACCGAUCGGUAUCUCGCUCAUGCUUGCUUUCAACUCCCUAGCUGCCUAUGCUGCAGAAUGCUACCAUAUCUACACGGCGUCGGCGUUAGCAGCGAUGGCGUUCUCGAGGUGUCUGUUUGCUAUCUUCGUGCCGCUCUUCGGUAGACAGAUGUUCGAGGGACUGGGAACGGGAUGGGCGGCAAGUGUGUUAGGAUUUGUAUCGGUGGCGGCUAUUCCGGUGCCAUUUGUGUUUUUGAAGUAUGGAAAGGCGAUUAGGUUGAGGAGUAAGAUGUGUAUUAAUGCUUGA
Molecule: messenger RNA, 1923 nt
Organism: Ustilago hordei
Lineage: Eukaryota; Fungi; Basidiomycota; Ustilaginomycetes; Ustilaginales; Ustilaginaceae
Exons: 1
Coding region: 1-1923 (640 amino acids)
Biological process (GO): transmembrane transport
Molecular function (GO): transmembrane transporter activity
Source: RefSeq, a predicted model, not a curated record